Messenger RNA from Neocloeon triangulifer, 5997 nucleotides. It is a transcript of the gene Wdr81, whose product is annotated as WD repeat-containing protein 81. NCBI's taxonomy places the organism in Eukaryota, Metazoa, Arthropoda, Insecta, Ephemeroptera, Baetidae. Gene Ontology annotation, biological process: aggrephagy. The record is from RefSeq and is a predicted model, not a curated record. Bases 232 to 5652 code for a protein of 1806 amino acids. Gene Ontology annotation, cellular component: mitochondrion. The transcript is spliced from 14 exons. Gene Ontology annotation, molecular function: phosphatidylinositol 3-kinase regulator activity; protein binding.
ACACAAAAGCUUUUUUUAGCUCGCUUCUCUCGUGAGUCGUUUUUAGGGCUGUCAAAAUCAUGAGACCUGCUCGCGGUCAGCGGUCUAAUUGGUAUUGGUGUCAGCUUUUGCGAAACCGCACAUGACUACAGAAUUUCAUGAGGCUUUAUGCAUGCGUUUGGCACUGAUGCCAAAAUCUUUUGUGAAAGGAACGACUACUUUUAUUCUUUCUCCUUGAAAGACUGAUUUGGUAUGGAUACCGACGCGAGGCAAACCCUUCGAAAGUUUUUGUUUAUCCCAGAGAAGUACACCAAAGUCACCAAAAAUGAUGACAGAUUUAUUGCUCUCGUCCAUAGGACUUGGCUUAGCUCUCUUUUACAAAAAGGCCGCCCGGAUAUUUUCAAGUAUCACGAAAAACUGACUGACUUUGAAGUAGAUCUGUUUUUGAAGCUUGGAGAGCCCUUUGAUUCCUCCUGGCAGUUCUUGUCAAUACGAGUCAUCCGGUUUGAUCCUGAAGAAAAAGUCUAUCCACUUCCUCGACCGAGGCAAACCAAUGCAACUUUGGAUUCCCUUCACCUUUCAUACUCACAGCUUUUGCACUACAUCAACCACUCAAACUACAAAAACUCGUGGAAGGACUCGUUCAGAAAAUUUUCAAGUCUGCCAGGCACGAAAGACCUUCAGAGGGUUCCUCUGCUUUCCAAAAACGCUGUUCUGCUGGAGGUGGUGAAACGAGUAUACUCAUGUCCUGUGAUCAACCUCGACACUCAAGAGGUUUUCCCUGCGCCAAAGGACUGCUUCCAAACGCACCCCAACUGUCUCCCCACUUUAUGCGCUGUUUUCAACUCUCAGCACUUGUUCCUAUUGCAAAACCAUAUUCCGCACUCUCUGUUCGACUGUGUCACCUUCAGCCCAGCAGUUCUGAACUCUGCAAGAUCGAGAUCUUUAUUCAUUAUUUUUCAACUCCUUCGUCUCCUGAGAGACACUUACGACAAAGGAGUUGUCCUCGGAGGCGUCAACUUACAUGAUCUGCUGAUUUCAACUAGCUUGUGGGUCAGUGUCGUUCCAAAAAUUGAGGAAAAUUUAAUUGCCCCAGCUGAAAUUGAUUCAGAGCAUCCCUACAUAAAUUGUAAAGAAGUGCAUUCUAUUUUGUUGAGGAAUGAAAAGUCUCGGGAAAAAGCUUUGAACCAACUGCUGGACCUUUGGGUACGAGGGCAGUUAUCAAACUUUGACUACCUCAUUGCCCUGAACUGCCUUGCUGGAAGAAAGUUCGGUCACCCCAGUCACCACCAUGUCUUACCUUGGGUGACAGAUUUCUCUACGUCCAAUGAUGGCUGGCGGGACCUUUCGAAGUCCAAGUUUAGGCUCAACAAAGGUGACAGGCAGUUGGACCUCACCUUCGAAACAGCCUCAAACCACCAAAGUUGUGAUUCACAUCUACUACAGAUUCCUCAUCACGUCUCAGACUUCCUAUCAGAAAUCACAUAUUUUGUAUACUUAGCUAGGAGAACCCCCAAAUCCCUUCUUUGCAAGUAUGUAAGACCUAACUGGGUGCCAGCCGAAUAUCCCAGUUCGAUCCAGAGAUUGCAGGAGUGGACUCCCGACGAAUGCAUUCCAGAGUUCUACACCGAUGCAAAUACAUUCAAGUCCAUACACGAAGAUCUGCCUGAUCUGGAGCUUCCUUCGUGGGCUUCUUCUCCAGAGCACUUUGUGGAGAAACACAGACAAGCUCUGGAAAGUGUGCACGUCAGCGAACGACUUCAUCACUGGAUUGAUCUCACUUUUGGUUACAAACUGAGUGGCUCUGCGGCCAUCAAAUCCAAGAAUGUGUGCUUGUACCUUGUGGACAACCACACCAAUCUCUCUGAUUGCGGAGCUGUCCAACUUUUCACGCAACCGCACCCCCACAAGAUCACCCCCAAUCCUUACAUGGAAAUAUCUGCUCCAAAAAUUGCCAUUCCAACAUGCAAAAAAAGACUGGAAAACACUCUGCCUUGCAUUUUGUCACCUGUGUUGUCAACACCUGACAAUAUAGAAGACAUGGUUGAAUUCCAAAGCGAGACGCCAGAAGACUCUUCUCCUCUUGGAGUUUUUAAGCCUCUGUCUAAGUCAAAGUCAUUUCUUGCCGCUGAAGAAGCAGCUAAGGCCAUUCACCUUCCGAAAGACUUCAACCCCAUUUCUUUGCUUCAAGACGUGGAGAACCUUUUCCACUUCUCCUCGGAAGUAUUACAUGAAAACGCAAAGGAUGAAAUAAGUGAGCAGCAAGAUCUUUCCUCCCCUUAUAAAAAAGCAGUGGCAGCAUCAAGGGUGAAGGAAAUGCAGACUCUCGGCUGUUUGAUUGUUGAAAUCUAUUUGGCUACCAAAUUAAGAGCAGCUGAUUUGAUCCACUGUGAUUUCAAUCAAAGACUCGAUCGUUGUCUUAAAGUGGUUGAAAAAGAAUGGAGGGACAUGCCCUGUGCAGUCAAGAAAAUCACAUCCCUCCUGCUUGAAGUGGAUGACUUUGGCAAGAAGUCACAAAAGCCGAAUCAAGAUUUUUACCACUGCAUCUCCUCAGGUGGCUUGCCACCUCCGUCUGCUCAUCAGCUCCUUCAACCACUUCUUUCGUCGGUUGUUCCUUUCCCGGAAUAUUUUGAGUCUCUUUACAUUUUGCUUGCUGGAAUCUAUGAAUUGGAAAGCAGUCCAGAUGACACAUCAGAGUUGCAAGUGAAUCUCUUCCACAAAGAAUUACCUCAGCUCUUGCAAAAAAUGGAUCAAGACGGGAUCAACCUUUUGAUUCCACACAUUGUGCGACUCCUUAAAAGCGAAUCUGCGACUAAUGCGGCCUGGCGCCUUUUUGACCCAGUGGCAAAAGCUUUAGGGCCUCAAAAAUCAGCCAAAGAGCUUUUGGAUCCAAUCUGCGACUUGCUCGAAAGUGGGGGAGCAACUCGAGCUAAAUUGUACCACAGGAGCUUUUUGCUCAAGCUUAUGGUCAGAUUCGGACUGAAAAUAUUCAUCGUCAACUUUGUUAAGCCUCUUGUCGAAGCAGUUGGUGGCUACAAAGACCAGCAGUGUAAAACGCCCACACUGGAUUCGGAGAGAAGAAAAUCGGAUGCACUUGGUGCGGUGGAAAAUUUUGCCAUGUACGAAGGAGAAGCUGGAAUUUUGUCUCCUCUCGACGAAGAUUCCUCUGCUGACUCUGAAAAACUUGUUACAGAACAGGAAGUUUUUCAAACAAAAAAGGAGGAAGUUUCUGAUACAGAAAAUGAGCUAGAAGUUUUUGUUUUGGAAAACAAUAAUGAGAAUGAGGAAAGUGACCCUGUAAACUUGGUGACCUCUCCAGCUGUUGCUUUGGACUUAAUGGCCCAGUUAGAAAUAGACAUGGAUCAAGAACCUGAAAACACCAAUGCAAAUGUGGAGAUUGAUGAGGCAAAAGAUUCGACCCCUGAAGAAUUGGCCGCCGCCACUCCAGUGCAGACAGAAUGGAGACCUCCAAGGAGACCAACUGCUGCCACCGAGUUUCCUGUCUCGGAGGAAAGUGCAGAGUCUCUUCUGUGGUUGGCUCACAGGCUGGGACCGGUGCUGACUGCCAGGCACUUAUCACGGAACCUUUUGAGAAUGCUCUCUCUUUGUUAUCUCGGGGAAAGCAGCUUAGCACCCAGUAAAGGACAGGAUUCGUGCUGUCAAGCUAUACCUGGUUUAAAACUUGUUGGCGAUGACAACUCAGCAAGGGUGCUUUCCUGCUUGGCUGAAAUUGCAGCAAUUUAUGGAGAACAGCUGGUUGUUGUUCAAUAUUUUGGUCACAUGUCAGAGUUAAUUGCCCUGUGCAAGCGAAAACUCACCCAAAACUUGGAAGCUGGGUUGAUAGGGUGCCUCUCAUUAGUGUGCAGCAUCAUUCCAUACCUGUCAGACUCAAUAUUGAUGGAACAACUUACUGACAUCCUGAAGAACAUUCUUCACCCGUCAGUACGCCUGGUGGCCACAACCAGAGCUCCUUUCCCCUGCGGAGCAACAGCCAGACUUGCUUUGGCUUACAAAUUGUUAGAGGCACUUUAUAUGAUUGCGUUGAGGAUUGGAACGGACAUGACCAGAAUGCAUUUGUCCGUCACUCUUCAAAGAUACUUCCUUGCCUUCGACAAAGCUUAUGACCAGACUGAACCAGAAAGCAGCCAUUUGGAAGUCAAGAGAGAAUCAACAGACAUCACUCUCAGAGGAUCGCCAUUGCAAAUUUCACAUGUUAUGGUUUACGAGUCUAUUGAUUCCUUCUCACCACCUGCCCCAAUUCUGGAAGCUGCGAACGAGAUUCGAAGCAAAGCGCUGCACGAGAUCAAGGCAGUUUUUAAUGAGAAAUUGGCCCACUGCAUUUACAUUCCAUUUUAUCGUCUAUUGGGAGAAUCACUAAUGGAGAAAAUAAUGAAAAACGAGCCUCUUGUCAGAGAUCUCUGCUACCAAUACGAGCAGAUGACGCCAAGACUGAAACACAGUCAAGGAACUGGAAGUCUUGUGUACCUGUCGGAUCUUCUGCCGACUGAAGAAAAUCUUGCUGGCACCUCUGGCAGUUUUGGCACCAAUGUUUCUGUGAUUGGAAACAGAAUAGAAUUACAGCGUCCAGACAUACCGUCAACCCUGCCAAGUCCGGGCUUCAAAAAUUUGGACGAAGUGUCUAACAUCAUCAGCAAGCGGAUGGAAAACACAAGUCGGCACCUGAGGGGGAACUGGCUUGCUUACUGGGACCAUGAAAUUGGCCGUGCUGACAAAGAUAACAAGUUCAACUUCAAGCAAAUCAAAUUGCAGCAGUUCACUGGCCACACACACAGUGUCCGGGCACUGCAUGUUUUGGACAAUGAAAACAGUUUCAUCAGCGGCAGCCGAGACAAAACUGUCAAAUUAUGGUCUUUGCGCAGUCAAGGUGAUGGCACCACAGCCUCGACCUGCAGGUGGUCGUACAAUCAACACCGCAAGUCCGUUCUGGCCAUUGCCUAUGUCGAGCCAAUGGGACUUGUGGCUUCAUGCGACUCGAUUGUUCACCUGUGGGACCCCUUCAUGGGAGCGACGGUCGCAGUCUUGGACGGAGCCAACAGGACCGCUAACUCACCUGUCAAUGUUUUACAUUCCAUGCCAGCACCAAGUUGCUCAGUUUUGGCUGCCACGACGGAUGCAACUUUGAAGAUUGUGGACAUCAGGACGGCUGAAUAUGUUAUAGAGAUGAAGGUUGCGAACUCAGCAGGCGGUCUAAUUCGCUGCAUUUCUGUGUGCAACUCUGGUAACACAGUGGCUGUGGGCCAGUCAUCCGGCCACCUGGCCUUGUUGGACGUUCGAAUGGGUAUGAUCCUGUCAUCCUGGAAAGGUCAUGAAGGUGAAGUUCUCCAGCUUGCCUCUUCUGGUAGCAAUCUGGUCAGCUCGUCUCUAGACCAGACGGUGGCCACCUGGAGUUCAGACAACGGGAACCUCCGCUGCAUCCUGAAAGGACCCACCGAGCCAGUUCAUUGCCUGAAUGCCUACAAUUCGGAGCUAAUUUCAGGCACCACAGCCAACAGAAUCGGGGUGCACACCUCUGUGGGAGAGCAGGCGUGCUUUUCCUCAACUCGGCUCAGGAGUGACACUUUCAAAGGUGUCCUAACAGCUAUGGCAGUCUUGCCCCUCAACAGACUUCUGCUGCUUGGUUCAGAUGCCGGUCAUAUCAGUCUUCUAUGCUAGUCAAACUCCAAGUAAGGUUUAUUUUACCUGUACCAACUCUACUUUUCAUCUUAAGCACAAGGGAAACUACCAUUCCAGUAUAUUUUAGGGUUUUUGUGGUGUAUUUUGAUAUGAUGCGAUUUUGUAUCCAAAUCAAUCGUGAAUUCUUAAGAAUUUUUUAGCCAAAGUUUCUUUCUCUUUUGGAAAAGUCGUAUAAUUUCUGUCAUUGAAUUAAAGUUGAAUUGCUUUAUGUUUAAAAUAACGAAAAAAGGCAAAUUUCAUUUUAAUCAGGGAACCUUUGUCAGGUCGAAGGCAAGAAAAAGUCUGUGCAAAUCUUGAACCAUUUUAUUUCCCAUGAAAGUAUUA